Ricinus communis (castor bean) is the source of this 1095-nucleotide messenger RNA. RefSeq lists its product as uncharacterized. NCBI's taxonomy places the organism in Eukaryota, Viridiplantae, Streptophyta, Magnoliopsida, Malpighiales, Euphorbiaceae. The transcript has 5 exons. The coding region runs from base 105 to 968 and encodes 287 amino acids. The record is from RefSeq and is a predicted model, not a curated record.
AAAAAGCUUAACUUAGUUCGUGGUAUAUAAUUUUAUUAUUAAGAUUCGAGAUAAAAAAAGAAUUGAAUCUAACAAUUUCCUCCUUCUCGCAAGAGAGCGAUCUAAUGGCAGAACAAACCGAUACUCGAAAUUCUCCCGAGGACAACAGCAAACAUCAUGUUCUGGCAUGCUCUAGUCUCCCACCUUAUCCAUUUGGUGACCUUCAGAUGUAUCCAAUUGUGUACCCUGCUAUGGUUCCUGGUUUUACACCGUCUUUGCAAAAUCAGGAUCAGAUGCAUCGCGGGGCUGGCAUUUAUGCUGUGCCGGUUCCGCCAGUUAUGGGUCCAAUUGCCGGAUUUCCGUCGAAUACACUUAUCCCUCUCACGUAUAAUGUACCUACUACUAGGUCAAGUUCUAAUGCUGGGGCACCCAGCGAUCAUGGACAAGGGGGACAACAGCCACAACAGCAUCAGCAGCAACAGCAACAGCCUGCAGCUCAAAGACAAGUUGUUGUAAGGAGAUUUCAAAUUGCAUUUCAGCUUGAUUUAUUACUUAUACUUAAGCUGGCAGCUGUAAUCUUUUUGUUCAACCAAGAUGGAUCAAGACAAAGACUUGUUGUGCUCGUGUUCUUUGCUUCACUUGUCUAUUUAUACCAAACUGGAGCUCUCACACCGUUGGUCCAGUGGCUCUCACAAAGCAUGCAAAGGGCAGCUCAACCUCCCCGUCCACCUCGGCCGGUUGUCAGACCUGAAAAUGCUCCUCCUGUGGCAAGGCAGAAUGAGAUUGUUGCACUGGCAGAGGGACAAGCUGUAGCUGAUAAUGAAAGUCAUCCUCCAGAGGACGGUAACCAGGCCGUUGAGAAUGAGAACAUAGUAGAACCUGGAGAAGGUGACGGCGGGAACAACUGGUGGGGAAUUGUCAAGGAGAUUCAGAUGGUUGUCUUUGGCUUUAUCACUUCUCUUCUUCCAGGUUUUCACAAUGUAGAUUAGAUCAUAAUGUAGUGGCAAACUGACUUCUUCAACUACUGUAUAGAAGCGGGAAGUGCUUGGUUUCCAUUGUUCGCCUCAAUUGUUGUUUUUCUGCUGUUUUCUAAUAUGAGUACCGCCAUUUUACUUA